CAUGGUUGUGUGUGUACAUAUUAAAAGUCUUAGGGGAUUAAACAUCAUGGAAGUUCUCAGAGGAUGUGGGAACCGCCCGUCACAAGCACAGAAGUACUUAAAUGACAUCACUUAGCCUGACUCAGCUGGGAUGGUCUCGGCACCAUGAACACUGAAACACACCCUGGUGGUCAAAGCUCCGCAGAAACCGACAUCCAUGUUGGAUCAACGGGUGCAGCUCGCUGUGAAAGCCGAGGGGACCUCAGAGCCUGAAUGUCGGAGGAACUCAGCCAGUACACUUGGCCUUAUGUCACUGUACGGGACGGCCCUUUGCCCUUCGAUGUUUUGGAUUUUAACCAAUCAUAUAAUGAUGCAGUUUGGAGUGACAGACCAAACAACRAAUCAGAGGAGGAGAACGUGAAAUGGGCGUGACCUUAGGGCUAGGGUGUCGCCGUGGAGRCUCUGUGAAGGCGACGGCAGUCGUCGGUAAUUCAGCUGUAAUCUCGUGUAAAACCAGAAUAAUUCGGAGGAACAGACAAUCUGGGUCUCAUCCAUGCUCGGUUCGGUGCCCAGUGUUGUCGGCAGGCUCCUGGGAUGACGGCGGACAUCUGAUGAUUAGCUCUCCGUUAGUUUGAAGAAAGACCGAGUCCGGGUAGAGACAGACAGGGAGCCAUUUUGUCCCAACUGUGUGUGUGUUGUGUGUCUGUGUGUGCGCGGAGAAAAGAGAGUGGAAAAGAGGACUCACACGAGAAGAGUGUAUUUUUGUGUUUUUUGUAUUCGUGUUGUAGGAGAACCUGGGAUUGUGAACUUGUUUGGAUUAUUUAGGACUUGGAGGACCUGGUCAGACUAGCAGGGCGCUGGCUUUAGACUUCACGUAGGCGUGUUAGUUGACCUCUUUUUCUUUUAACUUUGUGUGUGGGUGAACACAAACUGCUUCAAUGGCUAAGAAGACGUACGACCUGCUGUUCAAGCUGCUGCUGAUCGGGGACUCGGGUGUGGGGAAGACCUGUGUGUUGUUCCGCUUCUCUGACGACGCCUUCAACACAACCUUCAUCUCGACCAUAGGAAUAGACUUCAAGAUUAAAACAGUUGAAUUACAAGGAAAGAAGAUCAAACUGCAGAUAUGGGACACAGCGGGCCAAGAACGGUUCCACACCAUCACCACCUCCUACUACAGAGGAGCAAUGGGAAUCAUGCUGGUCUACGACAUCUCCAACGCUAAGAGCUUCGAAAACAUCAGCAAGUGGCUGCGCAACAUCGAUGAGCAUGCAAAUGAGGAUGUUGAGAGAAUGUUGCUAGGCAACAAGUGUGACAUGGAGGACAAGCGGGUGGUACCCAAAGCCAAGGGAGAGCAGCACACACACACACACACACACACACACACACACACACACACACACACACACACACACACACACACUCUCUAACUCUGUCACCUCUAACCUGUCUCAUGAGUUUUCUCUGACACUGACGCUCUGUCUCUUUAUCAGAAUAAAACAAUAAACUUCUUCACUCGUCUAAUCCUCCUUCACCACCUUCUUCUGCAUCUGAUCAUUUUUAUUUCUGAUAAAAARAGAAAUUCACUCAAGUUUCUUGUCAUUUGUUUUAAAAGGUUAAGAAAAGAAAAGUAUAAAAAGACAAGCUGAUAUUUUUAAUAUUUCUUUGCCUGAGCUGACCUGGUUGAUGCUCCUGAACACCGCCCACCCACAGCUUCCCUUUCAGAGGAAAUCCAAGUAAAGAGGAAGAAAUAACACUUAGGAUUAMCAUUUUAUACACUUGGUGAGCUUCCUGUCGUCUGUUUAGUUCCACUUUACCAGGUGGCAGAGGCGUGGUUAGCUCCUCUUGUAUGUAGGGGUUUAUUUUGUCUUGUGCCUUAUAUGAAAGAAAGUGGGCGGGGCUGUGUGGUGGGUGGAGCCACAUCUGUCUAAUGGAAAUACACUUUAAUAUUCUGUCAGUUCAGACUCUUAACGAAGAAGCAGAACUGAAGCUAAAGCGUUUGAAUUUCUUCAGCCAAGACAACGGUGUUAUAAAGUAUGUCCUGUUUAUUGAUGUUUUAUUUGUUUGCUUUAUCUUUAUUUUUUUCCCUGCAUGCAGUUUUCUUUGGGUUGGAAACGUUUCUGUAACCUUGUGUAAUGUUUUACCACUGAGUGACUGGGCGGGAGGCACACGACUUCUCUUUGGAAAUUCAAACAGUUUUUGCAGAUCCAUUAAAAAUAUGCUUGUUUAAGUGAA
This is a messenger RNA of Austrofundulus limnaeus, 2211 nucleotides long. It is a transcript of the gene rab10, whose product is annotated as RAB10, member RAS oncogene family. Gene Ontology annotation, molecular function: GTPase activity; GTP binding. The record is from RefSeq and is a predicted model, not a curated record. Lineage: Eukaryota; Metazoa; Chordata; Actinopteri; Cyprinodontiformes; Rivulidae.